Phyllostomus discolor (pale spear-nosed bat) is the source of this 1463-nucleotide messenger RNA. It is a transcript of the gene SULT6B1, whose product is annotated as sulfotransferase family 6B member 1. The record is from RefSeq and is a predicted model, not a curated record. Gene Ontology annotation, molecular function: sulfotransferase activity. Gene Ontology annotation, cellular component: cytoplasm. The transcript is spliced from 7 exons. The coding region runs from base 136 to 1050 and encodes 304 amino acids. NCBI's taxonomy places the organism in Eukaryota, Metazoa, Chordata, Mammalia, Chiroptera, Phyllostomidae. Gene Ontology annotation, biological process: sulfation.
GGGUGGGGGGUUGCAUGAGAAUUAAAUGACUUCCUCCUCAUCUGAAUGGGAGGAGCACUUUAUUCCACCUCCUGAGAAGCUCUAUUAAAAGCUCCCACUGCCCCUACAGAGCAGGUUCAUUAGCAGGGAUCCAACAUGGCCACUGAUAAGUCCAAGUUUAUUGACUACAUUGAUGAAGCUCUGGAAAAAUCCAAAGAAACUGCACUUUCUCGCCUGUUUUUCACCUAUCAAGGGAUUCCUUACCCAGUCACUAUGUGCACCUCAGAAACGUUCCAAGCCUUGGACACCUUUGAAGCCCGAAGCGAUGACAUAGUACUCGCAUCUUACCCAAAGUGCGGUUCAAAUUGGAUUCUUCACAUUAUUAGUGAGUUAAUAUUUGCUGAUUCUAAAAAAAAGUAUGAAUAUCCAGAAUUCCCAGUUCUUGAAUGUGGGGACCCAGAAAAAUAUCAGAGAAUGAAACAGUUCCCAUCACCAAGGAUUUUGGCAACUCAUCUCCAUUAUGACAAAUUACCUGGGUCCAUCAUCAAGAAUAAAGCCAAGAUGUUGGUGAUAUUCCGAAACCCUAAAGAUACGGCAGUAUCUUUUUUCCAUUUUCACAAUGAUGUCCCUGAUAUUCCAAGCUAUGGCUCUUGGGAUGACUUCUUCAGACAGUUCAUGCAAGGACAAGUUUCUUGGGGAAGCUAUUUUGAUUUUGCAAUUAAUUGGAAUAAACAUCUUGAUGAUGAAAAUGUUAAGUUCAUAUUAUAUGAAGACCUGAAAGAGAAUCUGGCUGCUGGAAUAGAGCACAUCGCUGAGUUCUUUGGAUUCUCUCUCACUGGGAAGCAGAUUCACACUGUUGCUGCUCAGAGCACCUUCCAGGCGAUGCGAGCCCAGUCCCAGCAGACACACGGGGCUGUCGGCCCGUUCCUGUUCCGCAAAGGUGAAGUUGGUGACUGGAAACAUCUGUUCAGUGAAACUCAGAACCAGGAAAUGGAUAAAAAAUUCAGAGAGUGCUUAGCAGGCACUGCCCUAGGGGCAAAGUUGAAGUAUGAGUCAUAUUGCCAAUCUUGAUUCUGGUCAUUUCUUCAGGCCUGGGUAUUUUAUUUUCCUUAAUAAUAACUGAAUUUGAAUAAUUAAAUAAUAAAUUGGUCAAGUAAACAAAUAAUCAUAGGUAAAUAACAUGUAGGGGUAAAUAACACAAAUUUAACAAUAAUAAUAACAUUUGAAGUUUUUGAGCAAAAACUUAAGUUUGUUCACUUUUUGAGGCAAGGCCAGUUAGCUACAAAAAGGAUUUUAAAAAUCUAUCAAACAUAUAGAUAAAAUAAGGGCUUUUUACAUACUAAAGAACUGGGAGAAAUAGUCUCUAACAUAUGUGCACUAUAAGAAAUAUUAGAGCCCUGGCUGGUGUGGCUCAGUGAAUUGAGUGCCAACCUGUGAACCAAAGGGUCACUGCUUCGAUUCACAGUCUAGGGCACAUGCUUGGC